UUCCCUUCCUCCCCCCAUCAUCAUCGCGCCCAACGAUGGCGAUCCCUCUGUCGAAGACGGCAUCCCCAGGGUCCCAGAGCCAGUCAACGCACAAGGCCGACCUCAGCGUCGACACCGUGUCCCUCGUCCCCUCGGUAGACCCAGCGAUGGAGAAGGUCGUAUGGCGGAAGCUCGACCUCUAUGUGCUUCCCAUGGUUGCCUUGUUCUACUUGCUAUCCUUCUUGGAUCGCACGAACGUCUCGAAUGCGCGGGUCGCUGGUAUGCAAGUCGACCUCAAGAUGACCAAUCACGACUACUCCAUGGCGCUUACGGUCACCUACAUCCCCUACAUCAUCGCUGAGCUCCCUUCGAAUCUGCUCUUGAAGGCUGUCGGUCCCAAUCUCCUGCUUCCCGCUAUGCUCACGCUCUGGGGCGUGGUUACGACAUGUCAAGGCGUUGUAACGACUUACGGCGGUCUGCUUACUUGUCGGUUCUUCCUUGGAUUGUUAGAAGGCGGUGUCUUCCCGGGACUCGUCCUCUACCUGUCGUACUUCUACCCUCGCCAGAAGUUGAACUUGAGGAUAUCGGGAUUCUUCUCGUCUGCAUCAGUCGCAGGUGCCUUCGGCGGCAUUUUAGCGUACGGCAUCGUCCACAUGGAGGGCGUUGGCGGGAAGCCCGGCUGGUCAUGGAUCUUCAUUCUCGAAGGCCUCUUCACGGUCCUCGUCGGGAUCGCGGGCUUCUUCGUGCUGCCUCGGACGCCUCAACACGCACGCUUCCUCUCCGCGAAGGAGAAGGAGUACGUCACAGAGCAGCUGAAGGCCGCGGGUGCUACGGCACGCGACGAGAACGUGGACGGGUUCAGCUGGAAUGAAGUGGGCAAGGCGUUCGGCCUGCCCCAGGUAUGGUUCACUGCACUCGUGUACUUCUUCGACGGUGUUACUUUGUACGGUUUGGCCUAUUUCGCACCUUCUAUCGUGCAGGGCCUCGGAUAUGCAGGCGCGGAUGCGCAAUUGAUGACCGUGCCGCCGUUCGCAGCAGCCUUCGUCUUCUCCCUGGCCUGCGCCUUCGUAUCCGACCACUACCGCUGCCGCGGGUACAUCACCAUCAUCUCGUCUGUGCUCUGUGUGAUUGGAUUCUCGAUGUUCCUCUCCUCCCCGCACCAAAGCAUCCAAUACGGCUCCCUCUUCCUCUCCAUCUCCGGCACCUACACCGUCGCGCCCACCGUCUCCGCCUGGGGCGCGAACAACGUCUUCCCCCACACGCGCCGCGCCACCGCCAUCGCCAUCGGCUUCAUCAUGUCCAACAGCGGCGGCAUCCUCGCGACCUGGCUCCUCGGCUCCCUCUCCGCCGCGCCGCGCUACCACUCCGCGACGGUGACGAUGCUGAUCAUGAGCGUGCUCAUGAUCGUGUUUACGGCGCUCAACCUGGGCUACCUGUGGUCGCAGAACAAGAAGAAGGCGCAGGUUCGGGCGACGUCGACGCAGGUAGAGGAGCGGCCGGGCCUGGGCGACCGCUCGGCGUGGUUCGUCUACAGCCUGUGAAGUGCUCUUGUGGCUCGCGGUGCUUGUUGCUCUUGCUGUUUGACUUCGGCCUGCGAAAACCUCUGUGAUGGUCGAUGUAUAUAUCUCGGAUGGAUUGGGAAGGCGCCUUCUUCGAAGGUGCAUGUAAAUAGCUUGCCUGCGUUGCGUAAAGCAUCGCGCUACAUAGACCGGGUUGUCAUAGGUCUCACUGUUGUUGUUGUCCUGGCUAAUUUAUCGUUCACGCUCGUUACCCCUCGCAAAUACUGCAAUGAUUAUACCAAGUCGUCAAAGACGAAGAA
This is a messenger RNA of Schizophyllum commune H4-8, 1798 nucleotides long. Its product is annotated as MFS general substrate transporter. Gene Ontology annotation, biological process: transmembrane transport. NCBI's taxonomy places the organism in Eukaryota, Fungi, Basidiomycota, Agaricomycetes, Agaricales, Schizophyllaceae. Bases 36 to 1520 code for a protein of 494 amino acids. The record is from RefSeq and is a predicted model, not a curated record. Gene Ontology annotation, molecular function: transmembrane transporter activity. Gene Ontology annotation, cellular component: membrane. The transcript has 10 exons.